GUUGCUGCUUGACCUGCAUACAGAUUUCUCAGGAGGCAGGGCAGGUGGUCUGGUAUUCCCCUGUCGUUCACAAUUGUCCACAGUCUGUUGUGAUCCACACAGUGAAAGUAUGUAGUUACACUGUACUACUCUACUCUCCCAGGUACUGUAAAGUUCAGAGUUUGUUUUGUAUGCAUUUGCGUGGAAAGUAGUAUAAGCCAAUUACGGUAACAGAACUAUACAGCUUGAUUGUGUUAGUAGGGUAUCUAGGCUAACUCUGUUGUCCUUAUGAACAAGUUGGACUUAACGAAAUCACCCUUAGAAUGGAACUCGCUCUCGUAUGCAGGGGGCUGACUUCAGUAGAUUCACUGUUACAGGUUUUCGAGCAAGUUAAUUGCUAUAUAUGCAUUAUCAUUAUGUCACAUCUUUGAAUAUUUUGAUAAGGAUGUCAAGAAUUAUCUUCCAUUGCCAUUCCAUGUAUUUUAUUUUACGAAUUUGUACAUUAUUCUUGCCCCCCCCUCUCUCUCUCUCACACACACACACGCGCGCACACACACACACACACACACACACACGUAUGGGCGCAUGUACUCAAACAAAUGCGCUCGCGGGAAGAAGUCUAACACAGGCACAAUGACUCGUCCCUGGUCCCCAGGAAAGCUUCCUGUGGUCGCCCGGCGACCUUCUGUGUCCUGAGGCCCGCUCCCACCCCACCUGGCCUCAGGGCUGCACCGCCGGGCCUUUUACUCCAAGGCUGGUUAGCAAACACAUCGGAGGGAAAGGGUCCCCAGCCCCGACCCCAGGCAGCUUCCAACCGAGGCUUUUUCAGGCAGGCUGGGGCGACAGGAGAGCUACCUGAGAGGGUCGGCCGAGGCGGGCCAGCGCUGGCCCACCCCAGGUGCGUCAUGGCCGUUUCCCCGACUUGGAUCGUGGCUCCUCCAGGGUGACCACCCAGCAAAGUGCCUGGUGGGGGACACAGUGCAUCUUGGAGACUUACAGGGUUUUGUCCCCAGCUCCCAGCCAGGUCUUGUGGGAGGGGUUUCCAGGCGCAGAGAUGCCACGUCCGCGUAGGGCCCCGCCCCCCGCGCUGGGGGCGUGCAGCCGCGUGCCACGCCGGGUAACGUGCGUUGUCGUGCGUGACGUGCGUGACGUGCGUCACGUGCGUAACCCAGGUAACCUAGGGGCGUUUGUUUCCCCCCAGCUGCGGUCGGACCCUGCCGGCAGCCGAGGCGGCGAAAACCGGAUCCUUCCUUCCACAGGGGCCGCAACUCCAGGGUCUCCCAGCCGAACAGUGGCUCAGAGAGAGCUGAUUGAUGAAGACAAAAAUAUAUAUGCCUAGAGAGCUAAAGCAGCUGAGGACCACUGAUUCCAUGAUUCCAGUCACUGUAGAAUCUGAAAAUGUUUGUGUAACUGUAUUCUUCAUGGAUAUUUAUGUGUCUGUGUAACUGUAUUCUUCAUGGAUAUUUAUGUGUCCUAGAUUAAAAGUGAUCAAUGGCUGAUUCCUGCAGGAUUCCUGUCAUUGAAUAACCAUGAACAAAUAUAUUUGCCUUCCCUGCACAUAAUUCUUCUGCCAAAGACUUAACCAUUAAUGAACUUACCUAAUGCCAUAUCCAGCAUUGUAGUAUUCUAAAUGGCAUUACUUAUAAUCAAGGAACUCAUUUAUUAGCAAAAGAAAUGUGGCAGUUGUCCAUGCUCAUGGAAUUCACUGAUACUACCAUGUUCGCUACCAUCUUGAAGCAACUGAAAUAGAACUGUGGAACAGUCUUUUGAAGACACAGUUACAGUACUAGAGAGGUGAUAGUAUUGCAAGGCUGAGGCAAGGAUGUGGUGUAUGUGUUUUGAAUUGGCGUCCAGUACAUAGUGCUGUUUUUCUCAAGCAGGAUUCAUUGAUCCAGGAAUCAGAAGAUGAAAAUGGUACCAUUGACUAUUACUUCUAGUGACCCACUAGCAAAUUUUUUGUAUGAUUGUAUGCCCUGCUGCCCCUUCCAUGAUGGAAGAAAUCUAAUGUGAUCAAUUUACCACCAAGUAGCUUGCUGAUGCCUUAGAGCAUGGUGCCACAUUGAGGACUCAGUUUUGGUCUGUUGCUGGCAGAUUAAACA
Bubalus bubalis (water buffalo) is the source of this 2078-nucleotide messenger RNA. RefSeq lists its product as uncharacterized. Lineage: Eukaryota; Metazoa; Chordata; Mammalia; Artiodactyla; Bovidae. The coding region runs from base 1034 to 1318 and encodes 94 amino acids. The record is from RefSeq and is a predicted model, not a curated record. The transcript is spliced from 2 exons.